UUGGCUGUAGAGGUAAUAGGGCGAUAUCGGCGAGGGUGGCAGCUGCUGAGCUGCAGGUUUAUUCGUCCUGCAGGCGCCUUUGUGGAUGGAGGGCAGCGCUGGGCGAAAGAGCAUUCACAGGUUUCAGAAGCUUGGUUUAGUUCUCCUCGAGUGCCAUGGGGUUAGAAGCGAAGCACCUUGCUGUUCCUCACCCUUAUUGGCCUCGAAACCUGGAGCUCCAGCACUACAUCCCCAAUGACCGCCCCAUGUGGCAGAUAUUGACUUUCCUCUUCUCUGUCUCUGGGCUCCUGUUGAUAGUGACCUGGGUCAUAGCAAGAUGGCAGAACAGGACAGCUACCCCGCUUGGAACCUGGCGCUCCUUGGCUAUCUGCUGGUUUGCUAUCUGUGGCUUUAUUCAUGGUGUCAUUGAAGGCUGGUUCAGCCUGUACCACAAGGAAAUCGCAGGGGACCAGUCUUUUCUUUCACAGCUCUGGAAGGAAUACGCCAAAGGUGACAGCAGGUACAUCAUAUCAGACAAUUUCACAGUUUGUGUGGAGACCGUCACAGCCUUCGCCUGGGGCCCCCUCUGCAUCUGGACUGUGUUAGCAUUUCUUUCAGACCAGCCCCACCGGUUUGUGCUGCAGCUGAUUGUGUCACUGGGCCAACUCUAUGGAGAUGUUCUGUACUUUUCUACCGAAUAUCGCGAGGGCUUCAGUCACAGUGAGCUAGGGCACCCGAUAUACUUCUGGUUUUAUUUUGUCUUCAUGAAUGGUUUGUGGGUCAUCAUUCCUUCUAUCCUCAUCCUGGAUGCAUGGAAAAACCUCAGCACUUGCCAGAAGAUAACGGAUGCUGGCAAAUUCAAGAAGCACUGACCUCUUGCAUAGUGGAUCAUCAGGAACACAUUUGCCAUUGGAGAAGCACUGGAAUAAUUCAGGGAUUGGUUGGCUACUUUCUGGUGCCUUGUCUAGGUCCAUUUCCUCCCCUGCCCCCAUCAACCAGGGACAUUCUCCAAGUAUCCACCAAUUAACCCUCCUCGGGAUUAAGUGGAAUAGCCUUCUGUAUCUAUUUUACAGCUGCUGGAAUAUGCUCUGUCCUGCAGCUUCUUCCAGAAGAGAUUCCUCUCAAAGACCCCUGGAACUGAGAGUUGGGGCAAGGCAAGGAGAGUGUGUUGAGGGAAAGCCCCGUUGAACUUGGUAGGUUUUUAUUUUGAGCAAAUGGGUUGCAGGUCCCAUUAUGGAUAACCUCCAUGAUUCAAUUCUGUAUUAGACUAAGCAGAGCAGUGCUAUGAAGACUUCGUACAGUGGUACCUCUACUUACAAAUUUAAUGCGUUCCGAACGCACAUUUGUAAGUCAAAAAAAAUCGUAAGUCGAAUCCCAUAGGAAUGCAUUGGGAGAAAAAAUUCGUACGUCGAAGCAGCCCUAUCUAAAAAUUCGUAAGUAGAAAAAAUCCUAUCUAAACCGCAUCCAAGAUGGCGGAUGGAGCUCCAUUCGUAAGUAGAAAAAUUCGUAAGUAGAGUUAUUCGUAAGUAGAGGUACCACUAUAUAGGGCUCUGUGUGACUGCUAGACCCAGGGUUAUAUCUCAAGCUGAAUGAGGCUGCACAGUGGAAGCAUCCAAUUAGUUCUUUUAAUUUCUGUUUGGGAUGCUUGUGUAGCACAAAAUCCGCCGUUAAUAAUAUUACGUAGAUUUCACAUCUAGAUCUCUUCUUAAGAGGGGACCUUUCUCCUGCUUUUGAAACAAGUUUCUUUUCUGUAAACUGUGCUCCUAAGCAUUCCAAUACAUUUUCAAAGGAACACCUUCAGUACCUCCCAUAUGCUGCUCACUGGUUUUGUAAAAUGAGAUACAAUUGUUUUCUAAAUAAAUGAUGAUCCACCUGC
Zootoca vivipara (common lizard) is the source of this 1855-nucleotide messenger RNA. RefSeq names its product EBP cholestenol delta-isomerase (gene EBP). Lineage: Eukaryota; Metazoa; Chordata; Lepidosauria; Squamata; Lacertidae. The record is from RefSeq and is a predicted model, not a curated record. Gene Ontology annotation, biological process: cholesterol biosynthetic process. Gene Ontology annotation, cellular component: membrane; endoplasmic reticulum. Gene Ontology annotation, molecular function: cholestenol delta-isomerase activity; C-8 sterol isomerase activity; steroid Delta-isomerase activity.